Molecule: messenger RNA, 1884 nt
Organism: Symsagittifera roscoffensis
Lineage: Eukaryota; Metazoa; Xenacoelomorpha; Acoela; Convolutidae
Product: ras-related protein Rab-43-like
Exons: 6
Coding region: 927-1625 (232 amino acids)
Biological process (GO): vesicle-mediated transport
Molecular function (GO): GTP binding; GTPase activity
Source: RefSeq, a predicted model, not a curated record
AUGAAAAAGUGCGAAAUAAUUUAAAAAUAUUAGUUGGGUCCCUCGAAGGGAAACAAUUUUUAAUGAAAGUUCACAGAAAUUAUCAAUUACAUUGUUUCUGUUCCGAAACUUCAGGGUUUUUCUUUUUCUGCGCAAGCAAAAAUAUUUUCUAAACCCAACUAUCUAUUUUCAACUCAUGAAAAUUCAGACUGAGCUAAAGAUUUUUAAGGUUUGGAGUGGUUGUAGAACGUUUUCUGCCAUUCUGGCUUUCUGUUUUGAGAAUAGCCGUCACUUCAGGCAACAGCGUAUACUUGGCGUUUCCCUCUUUCUUCAUUUGUAUUUUUCACUCUCUUCUCCAUUUUUAAUUACUAAAACCCAACUAGUAGUGAUGUAAUUUCACACAGCUGAUCAACUUGGUAAUUUUAUUCUUGUUUGAAGUUAAAACAGGUUACUUCGCCUAGGUCUUUUUUUGCAUUUGACCGCGAAUAGGCUCUUUUUUGAAUUUCAUUGUCGUCAGUUUUAAUGACGAGGCAACUUACCGAAUAUAAUUACAACAUCACAUUGUAGUCAUUUUUAUUUCUAAUUAUGAGUUUUCGUCAAUUUAUUUGAACUUGGAACUAGUUCAACUUGUGAAUUGUUGUCAAUUUAAUGCUUUGGAAUUGAUUUAAAUGUCAGAUGUUACUUAAUUCAAUUGUUUGUUUCUUAAUUCAAAAACAGCCAUUUGAAGUCUUGCUGCCAUUUUACUAUGCCGAUAGAACUGUAAAGCAAAGCUGAAAUAAAAAUAAUUAUGAACAUUUCAAUUUAGUUUCUUAGAAAUUUUUUUGGAACGAUCGCUUAUCGCUAGUCUGAGUUAUUAAAUAAACCAGGAACCCUUGUUAUCUUUUCGGAUAGUAGCCUUCAGUGAAAUUUGUUUGAACUGCUUAUCAGAUUAAUUGUAUUAGGUUGCCAUGAAGCUGGACACAUCGAGCCCAGGGAUGGACAUGGAUGACAAUGAUGAGGAGUAUGACUACCUGUUCAAAGUUGUCCUCAUAGGAGACACAGGCGUGGGAAAGACGUGUGUGGUGCAGCAGUUCAAGAGCAACACCUUCAUUGAGAGAUAUGCGUCCACGAUAGGAGUGGACUUCACCAUGAAGACUGUGGCCAUAGACGACAAAAAAGUCAAGCUGCAGAUCUGGGACACAGCUGGGCAGGAGCGGUUUCGAACCAUCACCCAGAGCUACUACCGGUGUGCCAAUUGUGUCAUAGUGGUGUAUGACGUCACCAGAAGAGACACCUUUCUAUCUCUGCAACAGUGGCUGGAAGAUGUGGACAGGUACUCGGGCGACAAUGUACUCCGAGUACUCAUAGGCAACAAGUGCGACAGUGGAGAGCAGCAGAAAGAAGUGUCCUCGACUGAGGCUGAAGACUACCACAGGGCAUUCCAAUUCAGCCAAUUCCUCGAAACAAGUGCAAAAGAUGGCACCAAUAUACACCAACUAUUCAUGGGUAUAGCGAAACAACUGAAGGAAACAGUGCAACUGAAUGCACAGAAUGGAACUGCAGGAGACGCCACUGACGGGGGGAGGAUUGGUGGCAGCAACAAGAUAGACCCCUCAAGACCAGUCAACACUUCGGGCUCCUCCUCAUUCUGUUCAGCCUGCUCAUGAUACCAUACAUUCAGUUUGCUGUCCUCCAAUUAAGACGACAGCUGUUAAGGCGACAACCGCUUUUAGUGGGACUUAAAGACGACGCUACACGCAAAUUCUCCAAUUAUAUUUCUGAUAAAUAUAAUUCGCUCAAGUUCGAACAGUUCAAUUUACUUGUCGCAACUCUCAAUUGUCGUCUUAAUGUCAUGUCGUCUUAAUGUCUUUUCGUCUUAUUUACCUUGCACCAUUUAGUUUAUUAGAAGGGUCUCGUCAGUUGUAA